Messenger RNA from Impatiens glandulifera, 1738 nucleotides. Its product is annotated as O-fucosyltransferase 10-like. Bases 9 to 1727 code for a protein of 572 amino acids. Lineage: Eukaryota; Viridiplantae; Streptophyta; Magnoliopsida; Ericales; Balsaminaceae. The transcript has 10 exons. The record is from RefSeq and is a predicted model, not a curated record.
AAACCACAAUGAAACCAAAACCCCAGCAGCACCAUCACAUGAUAUCCGUAACCGCCAAUGACUGCUCAACAACCGAAACCUGCAUUUCUACUUCCUCCCCGCCUCCGUCGUCGUCCCGUAACCACCAGCUCGACUCCGAUCAUUUCCGUCGGCGACGGCGCAGUCCUUCCAGAUCGCGGUCAUUUUUCAGCCGCCGUAGCUCCCUUUACUUCCUUCUCUUGCCUCUUUUUCUAUACACAUGCGAAUUUUUCAUGUGCAUCGGUCCUUUCUACUCAGUAGUAGUGCACCCUAAUCCUUUGCCCGGUUCAGUCUACCGGAGCCAGGAACUCUUCCAGAGACUCUGGAACGAUAUUCAGUCGGAAAAUUCCUCUACCAUUCAGUUAGAGUCUGUUUGGAGAUACAAGAGGAGAAAGCUGAAGGAAGAAAAGCUAUGUCCAAAGAUGAAUACUGAAAUGACUUUUGGCAAUGGCACGAAUGGGCGUUAUUUGGUUGUUGAAGUCAACGGUGGCCUCAAUCAACAACGCUCAGCUAUAUGUAAUGCUGUGGCUGUUGCUGCGCUUCUAGACGCGAUAUUAGUCAUCCCUCGUCUCGAGUUCCAUAAUGUUUGGAGGGAUCCAAGUGUGUUUAGUGAUGUUUAUGACGAGAGUCACUUCAUAGAACUUCUGGAUGGUUUGGUUAAAGUGGUUCAUGAUCUACCUGAGGAACUAAUGGAAGUAUAUGAUUCUAAUAUCAGCAACAUACCAACUACACGUGUCCACGCUUGGGCUACAGCCAAAUAUUAUCUUGAAGAAGUCAAGCCUAUCCUCAAUAAGCAGCAGGUUAUCAGAAUUGCUCCUUUUGCAAAUAGAUUGGCAAUGAAGGUUCCACCCCAUAUUCAGCUUCUAAGAUGCCAUGCAAAUUACAAGGCAUUGAGAUUCUCUCCUAAAAUAUCUACACUUGCUAAGAGAAUAGUUAGUAAAAUGAUGGAGAAGAGCUCGAGUAAGAGUGGCAAUUACAUCUCAAUUCACCUUCGAUUUGAGGAGGAUAUGGUAGCUUUCUCAUGUUGUGUAUACAAUGGAGGAGAGGCUGAAAAAUCUGCUAUGGACUCAAUAAGAGAAAAGGGUUGGGGAAACAAAUUCAAACGCAAAGACCGGGUCUUUUCUCCUGGUUUGAAUCGGGUUGAUGGAAAAUGUCCUAUGACUCCUUUGGAGGUUGGAAUGAUGCUUCGGGGUAUGGGAUUUGGAAAUGACACUCCUGUUUAUUUAGCUUCAGGGAAAAUUUAUCAAGAAGAACUAUAUUUGGCUCCUUUGAAGAAAAUGUUUCCUUUGCUUCAGUCCAAGGAAUCACUAACCUCCACUGACGAACUUGCUUCAUUUGAGGGUUAUUCCUCUAGAUUGGCCGCAUUAGACUACAUGGUGUGUUUAUCUAGCGAGGUAUUUGUUACCACACAAGGCGGCAACUUUCCACAUUUCCUUAUGGGCCACCGAAGGUUCCUAUUUAAUGGACACGCAAAGACUAUCAAGCCUGAUAAAAGCAAGCUUGUUCUUUUGUUUCAGGACAUGAACAUCAGUUGGAAUGGUUUCAAGGAUGAGUUGGGAAAGAUGCUAGAUGAAAGUGAUCGAAAAGGAAUAAUGGUGUCUCGAGUUGGUAAGAGCAAUAGAAAAGGUUCUGUUUUCUCGAAUCCCUUGCCCGAAUGUAAAUGCCUAUGGGAAUCAAGAAAUUCUUCAUCCCAAUUGGAUGAGAUAUAGUCAACCAAACA